GUCUGGAGAAAGUGGAACAUUAGUCGGUAAAAAGGCAUUUAAAUAGGAACGAUCGGAUGAUUCUCAGAAAAAAAGUGAUAUUAAUGGUGGUGAGCUGUGAGAGUAACCGUGGGCUGUAGUUCUUUUGUCCCUCCACCCGAACGGAGCUUGUUAGACAAGACUGUCCGGAACUGUACUGGUGUUGAGAAAAUAAUGGGAGAUUUUCUUGGUCACGCGGUUCCUGGAGCUAUGCUUUUGUUAUUAUCGAUCUGGUGGUUCAUGGGCCCGCUUCUUCAAGCCCGCAACAAUUCAAAAACUCUGUCGUCCAGGCGCGGAUUGCUUCGGUCGCCCGGUUCUUCAUAUGUUCGAUUGAAAUCAGAAUCGUCCGUGUGGUACCCCUGUCCUGGGCGAUGUUUGUCUAGAAUCCCGGUAGAACCUAUCAUCAAAGUCCUGUCGGGCAUCGUGGGCGUUGUUGGAGAACUGUUUCUCGACGGCUCGUGGAUCUUGAUCGACGAGAACGGAGAAUUCGUUGACGAACAUAUUAAUAAUCAUAGUCACACAGUUAUGUACUGUUUCUUUAGUCUUUCUGGUAUAAUAGAUCUUGUCCUAUGGCAUGGUAAAACGCCUUUACCACCAAGGAUCGAUUACAUUAUCCUGUCUACAUGCUUUUGGAUCGAGGGUUUCUUGUUUUAUUUCCAUCUUCAAGGACAUUCAAAAAUCAGUAUGCGUUUGCACAUCAUUCUUUACAUUUUAAUUUUCAUAACUGCUUCAGUAGUUUUAGUGGAGUCAUUUUUAAGGCGACAUCAAUUACUUUUUAGCUUAAUAAGGGCUAUUUUAACAGGAGUCCAAGGCAGUUGGUUCUUCCAGAUCGCCUUCGUUCUCUACGGACCGAACGCAUGGGAGAAUAGUCCUCGCAAUGUAGAAUUUUUGUCGAUUGCUUUCGGCUGGCAUUUGUUUAUUUAUGUAUGCGUGGCGCUUGUUCUCUUCGUCGCAUGUCAUCUUUGUUGUGGGAAAAUUGACCCUCAUCAUGACGAUCGUCAAGAACAGCUGCGAGAUGUACUACUCUCGGAUGAGGAGGAAGAAAGUUUUCCUUUAGAAUCACAGAGACAAUACAAUAAUUCACCAGCAGAAUCAUAGUGCACUUGUUUAUUUGCAUAAACAGUAUCUAUGCCAGCUACUUGCCCAUAGGCACAAAAAGAUAGCUAUCAAUGGUAACACCAGGUGUUCUGUAAAUAGUCCACCGAACAAUCCCGCUACAACUAGCUCGAGUAAUUUUCAGACUGAAAACGUUCAACACACACUCGCGUAGCGCGAGUAAAAACUCGAUACACAGUUAAUGACUACAUGCACGCACACAACCAUUGCCGAGUUGCGGUUUAAUGAGACCACCCUUCGUCAACAAAAAUAACUGUUGAAGCAAAAUGGAAUAUAUUACCCAUUCAUAAGGUCAUAUCAGUGAGAAUUUUUCCGCUCUACGAAGCCGCAGAUAAAUUUAUGACCAUAAUUACAAUCUGUAACGCUAUAAAACAACUUAGAAAAAGACU
Messenger RNA from Porites evermanni, 1523 nucleotides. The record is from the annotation of a GenBank genome assembly. Lineage: Eukaryota; Metazoa; Cnidaria; Anthozoa; Scleractinia; Poritidae.